This is a messenger RNA of Lithohypha guttulata, 606 nucleotides long. RefSeq names its product Rho GTPase (gene RHO2). The transcript is spliced from 2 exons. Gene Ontology annotation, molecular function: protein kinase binding; GTP binding; GTPase activity. NCBI's taxonomy places the organism in Eukaryota, Fungi, Ascomycota, Eurotiomycetes, Chaetothyriales, Trichomeriaceae. Gene Ontology annotation, biological process: small GTPase-mediated signal transduction. Gene Ontology annotation, cellular component: cytosol. Bases 1 to 606 code for a protein of 201 amino acids. The record is from RefSeq and is a predicted model, not a curated record.
AUGGCUCAAAAUCAAGCACAACAAAAUGUUAUGAGAAGGAAACUGGUAAUUAUAGGUGAUGGUGCUUGCGGAAAGACUUCACUUCUUUCUGUCUUCACUCUAGGCUAUUUUCCGACUCACUACGUACCCACUGUGUUCGAGAACUAUGUGACUGAUUGUCGGGUCGAUGGUCGAUCGGUGCAAUUAGCGUUAUGGGAUACAGCUGGCCAGGAAGACUACGAAAGAUUAAGGCCGCUCGCAUAUUCAAAGUCACAUGUUAUCUUGAUCGGCUUCAGCGUCGACAGUCCCGACAGCUUAGAAAACGUCCAGCACAAAUGGAUAGAAGAAGCCCGCGAGAGAUGUCCGGACAUACCUAUCAUAUUGGUUGGAUUGAAGAACGAUUUGAGGCAGGACCCUAUCGCAAUUGAAGAGAUGAGGAAGAAGAGCCAGAAGUUCAUCACUCAGCGCGAAGGUGAACAAAUGGCACAGAUGUGUGGCGCUCGCAAAUAUCUUGAGUGCUCGAGUUUGACAGGAGAGGGUGUCGACGAUGUUUUUGAGGCUGCCACGCGAGCCGCUUUAUUGAACAGCGGCAAGCAGAGCGAAGGUGGCUGCUGUAUAGUUUUGUGA